Fusarium keratoplasticum is the source of this 1164-nucleotide messenger RNA. Its product is annotated as Beta-lactamase domain-containing protein. The record is from RefSeq and is a predicted model, not a curated record. The transcript has a single exon. Lineage: Eukaryota; Fungi; Ascomycota; Sordariomycetes; Hypocreales; Nectriaceae. The coding region runs from base 1 to 1164 and encodes 387 amino acids.
AUGGAGAAGACUAGUCACCAAGCCCUCAUCCAGCAAGCGCUGGAACGCUCCCUGGAGCUCGGCGAGAUUGGCAUCUCAGUCGCUGCUUACCACCGCGGUGAGCUGAUUGCGGAUGCUACUGCCGGCGUCAUGGACACGGACACUAAGCGGCCAGUUGAUGCCAAAACUCUUUUCCCAGUCUUCUCUGUCACCAAGGGCAUUACAGCCCUGGCUGUUCACAUUCAGGCCGAGCGGGGCCUCCUGACCACCGAUGCACCCGUCAGUCGCUACUGGCCAGAGUUCGCCGCCCAUGGAAAGGAAUCCAUCACGGUGGAGGACGUCCUCUCUCAUCGCGCGGGAAUCCCCCAGAUGCCAGCGACAACCCCUCCACAGAUGGCGGACUGGGACUGGAUGAUUGCACGCAUCGCUGAGCAAGAGCCUAUCUUCCAGCCUGGGAAGCACAAUGCUUACCACGUGCUUGUCUGGGGGUGGAUCGUGGGAGAGAUUGUGCGGCGAGCAGACCCGAAGCAUAGGCCAUUCAAAGUGUUUGUGGAGGAGGAGAUAUGCAGACCCUUGGGAAUCUCGGAUUUUCAUCUCGGGGUAGCAGACGAUGAUCUCGACCGGGUUGCCACGCUGUACGGAGGGGACAGCUUUGGAAUGGACGAUAAAUACGGUGUUAACCCCGCUGGUGUCUUUCCCUCGGGCAAGGUGCACAACCAACGUGCAGUUCAGCAGGCGGUAGAUCCAGGUGCAGGUGCCAUCACGACCGCCAAGAGCGUCGCACGCAUCUUUGCUCUCGUUGCCGAGGGUGGCGCCCUGGAUGGCGUCCGUCUGAUGACGCCUGAGCGAGCAGCUGGCCUGGUGCGUCCCCGAAAGGGUGCGUCUGAUCCAGACAAGGUACUUCCAAUCCCAGUCUGGUUCGGGGCAGGGGGGUUCUGGCUUGGUGGUGAGGCCGGGGCCUCGGACCCCCUGGUGGGUGACCACCGGGAUAUUGUGUACAGCCCUGGAGCAGGGGGCUCGAUUGCCUGGGCGGACCUUCGAGAUGGGAUUGCAGUGGCAAUUUGUCACAACAAUAUGGAUACGCCUUCUGUCAGGGAGCCUGAGAGGACUUUCGAGCCUAUUGUGAGGGCGAUUAGGCAGAUUGUUGCCGAGAGAGUUGCCAACGGCAUUGGUGGUGAUCGUUGA